GUCUCGUACCUUCUUCUCUCUUCAUUCCAAAGCUCCUUAAACGGCCCUACCAAGUUCCAACGCGAAGAAUCAGUGGUGGUGCAACGCGUUGAUUCCGGUGGACAAAAUUGUGAACUUUCUUGUGCAUAGGCUCCGUUUAAAUUAAUCCUUCAAUCCUCGUCGUCUUACACCCGAAUUUGAUCCAGUAUGGCCCAUCAGAGUCACGCGCGGCCGACGAGAAAAUCUACCGGAUAUAGCACCCAGAGUAGCUUGCUGUUGCCUGACCAAUCUUCAGAGUGGCAAAGCACUCCUCGUCACAGUGCCAUUACCACCCAGACCGACUCUAAGAACCGGCUUCAGCUGUUUCAGAUUCAGCACAAAGAUCUGAUUCACGACCGACCCACUGCUCAAACCCACCAAAGGCACAGCAGGCUCGGUCGAUCUCCACGGGCCGCUGUCAUCCUCCCUCGUCAACUGACCAACUCCUAUCCAUCAACAAAUUACCCCGCCUUUCAAAAGCCAAACCAGAAUGACUUGGGUCAAUCUUCUUCAAUGUCCGGCCAAUCACCGUCAUACUCCGGUCCGCCCCAAGUACACUCCGGUCCUGUUCCGGUAAACCCCGAUGCAGUCCCUGCAAACGCUGGCACAACACCGGGAAACACCGGUUCAGCAUCAGCAAACACUGGCUCAGUACCAGCAAAUACCAGUCCAGCAUCAGCAUAUGUCGGUCCAUCACCAGCAAACACCGGUCCAGCACCAACAUACCCUGUGCAGGCGCCCUCAGCAGGUGGGGCAGUGACACCGCCGCCUGCCGGAGUCAUCAACUCAUCUCCUGGUGGAGACCAGCCACCACCUGCCCAUCCGGCACCCAGCGCAUCUGCACCACCUCCACCCCCCGAGCCACACCACCCACCGCCUCAAGCUAAUCAGGCAACCGCUCCCGCUCCAGCGCCCGCUCCACCAGAGACAGGAGUCUCUGCAGCAAGCUCCGCACCGCCUUCUACAGCCAGUUCUCCAGCGGCCGCGGCGACUCCGCCUCAGACAGCUGACGACUACCAUCCCACCUCUUCGCCGGUCCCUCAUCAUCCUUUCAACCUAUCUAAUUCAUCAAUCGUUGUUGCUGUUCCCAGCCACGUUCCAUCUGCCAAUCUACCAGACUCCAACCCACAGACUACCAACGGGACCCAUAGUGAAAUCCAUCACAAGGCUGAUGACUCAACUUCAGCGGCACCCAUAGUCCUCGCCGUUGUGUUGCCUAUUGCACUCGUCCUUCUAGGAGCAGCAAUAAUUACCUACCGGUUGUUGAGGAGGGGGCGUCGAGGCCAUGCUCACAAUAGGACUUCCUAUGAUAGCCAGCUAAUCGGCUCAGUGGAUCCACAACAUCAGAUGGAAAAUAUGUCUGAGAAGCACAGGUUUUCGAGUUACUUGAAAUCUUCUUACACUCAGAUGGACGAUGACCUGAGCAAUUUUGCAUUACGGAGAGAGGAGUCCAGACCCGGUCCAACGCUACCGCCAUUUGCUGCACCUUCUCCGCCACGCCCUAGUACUACAUCAGUCCGCGCUCAUGCUCACGACUCCAACACCUCUGACCCAGGCAAUACGACCGGCGACAGUCUUAAGGGAGGGGUCGCCUGUAAAAUGAAUUGCACAGUUACCCGGACGUUUUCUCCGACAAUGCCGGAUGAGCUGAAGAUUGGUAUUGGGGAUCGAGUGACAGUCUUCAUGCUCUUUGACGACGGCUGGUGUCUAGGAGAAAACUUGGAUUUCGAGAAACAUCCAGGGGCUGAAGGAAGUUCACGGACGGGUGUAUUGCCACAAGACUGCUUGUCAGGCAUCAAGCGGACCAGUGCGACCGACACGAGCGAAAAGUCUGGACUAGCUCCGAGCUGGAAAACUGCCGGCGAAGAAGCUCCUAAUACCCCCGCGCGUCCCACAGCCAGCCAAGAGAUCUUAGCCGACCGGAAAUCAGACUCUUCUCAGCCUCCCGAUUCUGUCAACAAACCGCACCGCAAUAGUAGUUUUCUUGGCGAGCGGGAAGCCCAACUCUUCCUCGAAUUGGAUCAUGCGCUUUCGUUCUCUUGAUGAGCUUUGUGGGAUUGGUAAAAACCCCUGACUCUGUGAAAACGGUUCAAUGUUGAGAUGAAUCAACACCAAUCCAUUCAAAAGCUGAUUUGUAUUCACCUCUCUUUCAACCCUUAUCUAUCGUGUCCCACUUAACCUUCUGGAAAUCUCCCCACCUGAACUGGUCGUCCUAAGAAUCUUAAUACCUCUUCAAAUAAUACGCUCCUUGCUCUUUUCCCUGAACCGUCCUCGGCCAAGCGGCGUUCCAUCACCAGGGACGACUGGCACACCUCACAAUCCAAUCUUCUAAGCACUCCAUAAGCUCUCUUUUCCAUGUUUCAUGUAUUUCGUUUCGGCAGUCCUUCCAGCCUCGAUGCAACUUUUUAUUCUUGGAACACCUUCCCUUCUUUUGCCCAACCUAAAUACAUUAGCUGUAAAAAUGGGAUGAGAGAGCGUGAUCUUAAUUCCUCAUUUUGUUUUCUGCUUGUGCUAUCUAUCUCGUGCCCCCUAUGACUGUUGAAACUAAAAGCGAUGGGGGGAAGGAACCGGCUAGGCUAUGUUCAUUCCUUUCCUGCUAAACUCGAUGUUCCCCCCUCCCGCACAAACCUGCAUGGCCAUUCUCCAUAUCAAUUAUCUCCCUAUUGCGUUGUAUUGUCAAACAACUUGUGUUGCUACCUAUACGUUCUUUUAUGCAUUCACAAUCCACUCGUUUCAUGUCGUCUUCUAGGUUUCUCUCAGUCGUUCUUGUAAAUUGUAAGUUUUCUAUUUCCAUUUGCCGGUUUUAUCGUACUUUCAAAAACCCCUCUACUAUGUUCCUCAAGCCGUUCCUGCAGCGUGAGCUUUGAAACCCACCUCUUUCUUGGUAAAAGCCACCUUCCACUUGGUAAAAGCCACCUUCCACUU
Molecule: messenger RNA, 2943 nt
Organism: Puccinia graminis f. sp. tritici CRL 75-36-700-3
Lineage: Eukaryota; Fungi; Basidiomycota; Pucciniomycetes; Pucciniales; Pucciniaceae
Exons: 5
Coding region: 187-2061 (624 amino acids)
Molecular function (GO): protein binding
Source: RefSeq, a predicted model, not a curated record